AUAUUAAACGAUAAUGUCAAAUCAUCCAUAAGCUGCUUAAUAACCAUAAUAAGCUCCAGCUCCUUAGACAUAAUAAAGACCUACAGGUCCAGUUUAUCCAAAUACUUAUUUACCACCUACUUAUUAUCCAGCUUCUCCGAUUAGAUAAUCUUAUGUGGCUCCAGUUGCUCCAGUUUAAUAUGCACCAGUGGCUCAAAUGCCUGUUGCACCUAUAGCUUCUGUUCCUGUUUAAUAAUUCGCACCUGUUUAAGUUUAGCCAAUUGCAGUUGCCCCUGUAGCUCCAGUUGCUUAAGUAAAUUUGAAUUUCAUUUUAGCACCAAUCAAUAAAAGGUGAAUCUAGAAUAGAAUACAUUCCAUAUUAAAAAGCUGUUGUUGAAUAUGAAGAAUAAGAAAUUGUGUCCUAUGUUCCAAGAGAAACUAAAGUCACAGAUUAUUAUGCUGUUGAAUAUUAAACUGAAUAUAUUCCCUAAGUAUUUUAAGAGAAAUACACAGGUAAUAAAUGAAAAUAUAUAUUUCAGAAUAUGUACCAGUUGAUAGAUAUUAAGAAAGAGUUGAAUAUUAUCCAGUAGAAAGAUAAGUUGUUCAUUAACAGCCAACUUAAUAUGUAUAAUAAGCUGUAUCAGUUGUUCAAUAACCUGUGAUCCAAUAAUCAGUUCAAUACGUUUAAUAACCCGCUUAAUAUGUUUAAUAACCAGUCCAAUAUGUUUAAUAACCAGUCUAAUAUGUUUAACAACCAAUGAUAGCAUCUAGAGUUGUUCCUUAAUUUGCAUAACCAUAAUAAUAUAUUCCUGCACCAGUAGCAAGACCAUCAUAACCACAAUAAUAACAAACACAUUAACCAUAAUAAGUUCCACCAUAAUAGCCAAGGACUUAGGCAGCCUAAUAACAGCCUUCAUAAUAGUCAUGAA
Molecule: messenger RNA, 908 nt
Organism: Paramecium sonneborni
Lineage: Eukaryota; Ciliophora; Oligohymenophorea; Peniculida; Parameciidae
Source: the annotation of a GenBank genome assembly